Numida meleagris (helmeted guineafowl) is the source of this 1195-nucleotide messenger RNA. RefSeq names its product ovocalyxin-32-like. NCBI's taxonomy places the organism in Eukaryota, Metazoa, Chordata, Aves, Galliformes, Numididae. The transcript is spliced from 6 exons. Bases 52 to 879 code for a protein of 275 amino acids. The record is from RefSeq and is a predicted model, not a curated record. Gene Ontology annotation, molecular function: metalloendopeptidase inhibitor activity.
CUAUUAGUACCGUCCCGCCCGGAUCCCGCCUCACAGCGCUCCGCCAGCAGCAUGCCGGGGCUCCGCGCCGCGCUGCCCGCCGCCCUCCUGCUCCUCCUCAGCUCCUUCCCGCCCGCCGCGGCGAAGGAGCACCCAUGGCAGUGGCUCCCGGGCAAGAUGCGCGAGCUGAACCCUAACAACCCCCAGGCCGCCAUUGCGGCGAGGGUAGCGCUGUACCACAUCAACUUCUACAGGGCGUCCCCCAGCCUGCUGUUGACGCUGCACCGGGUGCUGAAAGUCAACGUGAAGGUCAUACCAGGAGGUGCUGUGAAGUAUUACCUGCAUUUUUCUACCAAAGGCUACACAAGUGGGCAAAAUGCUGGGAGCUGCCUUGCUACAGUCUUGUACCUAAAGAAGCCUCUGCCUGUUGUCCGUAUCGAGUGCACACACACCCAAGAUCAGAAACAAGCCCAAGAAGAGGACAACAAAAUUUACCAAUAUUUUCACCAUCGAACGAAACCAAUAAUUGCAAAAGAUAUUCCAGACAGCCAUGGAAAUAUUGAACAUGCCCUUCUUCCAGUGAGGGCCUUGGCUUUUGCUGCUAGCUGUUACAUCAUGUUGGAGAAGUCAAAAGAGAACUUGGGUUUCGACUUGGCACAAAUCAGGGCUGUGAAGCAGUGGAUAAGGAAGGAUAACGUUGAGUUUGAAUUUAUAGUCGCGAUCUAUGGAAUUCAAGCACAGGAAAUGUACAUCUGUCACAUGCACGUCAUUUGGAUAAUCAGUCACCCUCUGUCACUGAAAUACCUCUGCGCUUCAGAGAACCAUCGGGUCGAAGAUGGAUCUGGACAGGAGCUAGGAUCGGCUGCUGGAAUGUCACAUGAAAAGGGAGGCAAUUUUUAAAAGAGAUUGUCAGCUUUACACACACAUUAAGUGGGAAACCUUUGCGUAACAGGCCUGGAGUUGUGAUCAUUUUUCUAUCCGAGUCUCAUUACAGUAAAUUGGAAUGUUUUCACUAGUCUAUUUGUUCUGGAAUGAACCUCUGUAGUUUCUCUAAAUUAAUGUUCUAGGGACCUACCUGAAACCUUUGCUACUAUACAUACACAGAUAAGCAUACACAAGUUGAUUAUGUCAUUAACUUUCUGUUACUUCAGUAACAAAGUUUGUGAACAAAAUUAAUAUAUCGGAUAAAAAUCUUGAGAAAAGUAUUGAUCUGUCA